UAUAGCAUAAUACAUAUAAAAUUUCACCAAAAAAACAGAGCAUCUAUCAUGGCGAGUAACAUCCAAUUCAAGUUGAUUUCACCAGCAAUUGAUCACAGCCAAGAGAGUGGGAAACUGCCAAGGUAUUGCACACAAGAAGGCUUAGGCACAAAAUGGGACAUUUCUCCGCCACUUGAAUGGCAUAACGUGCCUCCCAAAACAAAGAGCUUGGCCCUUCUGGUUCAGGACAUUGAUGCCGUCGACCCAAUGGGGCGCGUGGUGCCACUCGCCCACUGGGUGGUCGUGAACAUUCCUGUCACCGUGAAGGACCUUCCUCAAGGGUUCUCUGGGAAGGAAGACGAAGUGGGUGCUGAGUAUGGUGCCGUUGAAGAAGGGGUUAACGAUUGGAAGGUGCGCGUGUGGCGUGGUCCCAAAUUCCCUAACUAUGAUAAUAGGUUCCAGUUUAGGCUCUUUGCUCUGGAUCAAGACAUGCACUUUGAUAACCAGGUGACAAAAGAGAAGCUGUUUGACGCAAUAGCAGGGCAUGUAGUGGGAGAAGCCGUGUUCACUGCCACUUUUUGAUAUUUGUGAUCUUAAUGGAAGCUUCAUCUGUGGAGAUUCCGCGUAUAAAUAAAAGCUCCACAAGUUCGGUUUCUUUUUUAAGUUUGUUAUUAUUUUCCAUGUAUUUUUAUUUAGUACAAGACUUACACACAGUAUUAUAUGCUUUUGAUGUUUUUUAAUUAAAAUUAGAAUUUUAUUUAAGUAAUAUAUGCAAUAAAUGUCAGUAUUAAAAGUUAGUACAUGCAAUUAAAGCAAAACUUUAAUAUUAAUCAGAGAGUAACAUCUCUGAAGGAUUUUUUUUAAAGCAAGCAGGAAUUAAUCUUCGCAUGGUCUCUGAUUUUGAAAAAACAAAACAAAAACACAUAAUACAGUACUUAAGUUUUAUACUUUGAUUCAUGUUAAAUAAAUUAUAGCGCAUAAAGAAAAAUUACACCAUAUUUAAUGUUUGAUUAAACUUGAAUUCGAUCAGCCAUUUAACGGGAAUGGAAUUUCCAAAUUUUACGAAUAAUGUUGCAUCAUGUAUUUCUGUGCUUAAUAGAAAACUACUUGUAAGAGUUAAUAAGUUUAAUUAAUCUUAACUUUUAAGAGGAUAGUGAAUUAGGAUUAAUUUGGAAAUAUAUACUUUAUUUAAUAAUUUUUUAAAUAAUGAUUUUAUUAUAAAUUUAAUAAUAAAAUUUAUUGAAAUAAAAUUAAAAAUAAUUUACAACAGUUAU
Molecule: messenger RNA, 1253 nt
Organism: Abrus precatorius (Indian licorice)
Lineage: Eukaryota; Viridiplantae; Streptophyta; Magnoliopsida; Fabales; Fabaceae
Product: UPF0098 protein CPn_0877/CP_0992/CPj0877/CpB0906-like
Exons: 2
Coding region: 49-561 (170 amino acids)
Source: RefSeq, a predicted model, not a curated record